CAAACUUUCUAACCAGCACCAAAGAAGGAAAUAUGUUGCAAGUCUGAAGAUAGUUACUAGAAACAGAGCGGUCCAGCAAGGAAGCGGUAGCAGAUGCGGCGGCAGAUGCGGCGGUACUUGGAAAAAGGAUUAGAAACGACUGGUUGGAGUGGCUUGCGCACGCAGAAAUUGAAUCGGCGCUGGAUCACAAAACUUGAAGGCGGAUGCACACAGAGGAGUUGGAUCAGUGUUGGUAUUGCGAAACUAGACGCGGAUGCGCAUGGAGGAGCUAGAUCGGCGUGGGUAUUGCGUAACCAGAUGCGGACGCGUGCGGAGGAGCUGGUUCGGUGCCAGAUCUCGAAACUAGAAACAGCUUAUGUGCGGAGAAACCUGAUCUGUGUCGGAUUGCGAAAUCUGUUCCGGUCCGGUCAAAUUUGCGUGACAGAGGAUAAUAUGCGCCAGAUUUGUAAAUCCAAUCCCCGUGCGCAUACUAGAAGGCUGAUUCGAGCCAGAGGAAAAGAUUUAUGGCGGCGUGUGUGACUCAUGCGCACGGAAAAGACCACUGGAGUAGGCGCGGGAGCCUGGCGGUGAGGCAAACUGGUGGUGGUGGGAGUAGAUCUUUGAUAGAUAGAGUCUGAAUCAAUUGGUUUUCUUUCCUCAUUGCUUGGAGCUGGAAGGGAAUGUGAUGGCUAUAACAUCCGCAUAGUUGGACAUUCCUUAGGAGGCGCCAUCGCUACUUUGCUGGGACUAAGGGAAAAAUAGCAUAAUACAAAUGUGUGCAUGCAUGUGGAUGAAUACACAAGAUCCCAGCUUGUCAAAUGAGAACCCUAUUUAUUUGAAGAUCAGAGGAUUUGGAGGUCUAAAAUGACGCAAUAUGUUGUGGCUAUGCCUCUUCCAUUCUGUACAAGAGAAAAGCUACAAACUAUACCGCAAAUUCCCCAAUUUACAUGUCUAUACAUAUGGAGCCCUCCCAUGUGUGGAUUUAGUUGUGGCAGAUGCAUGUUCUGAAUUUGUUACAAGCAUUGUAUACGACAAUGAAUUUUCUGCACGCCUUUCAGUUGGAUCAAUCCUACGGCUUCGUGCAGCUGCCAUCAUGGCACUGUCUCAAGAUGCCAAAACGGAUUCAACCUUGAUCUUCAGGCUUGCACGACGAUUUCUCUAUGUAAGCAAUUACCAAAGAAGUGAGGUUGAGGUGAAGGCUCUAUCAAAUGUUGAUUCUGGGAUUCGCUCUGAAGGGAGGAAGGAAGAAAAUCAGGAAAUUUCCCUCUGGAAUAAGGCUGACAUGGAAGAAAAUGCUUUUGAAGUUGCUAAUAAUUCCAGUAAUCCUUUUCAUUCUAUGAAUGCUGAUGAAAAUCCAUUAGACAAUCCUAUAUCUCAGUUUAUGGAAACUGUUCCAAGGUCUGACAUUGGGUCUGCAUUUAACUCUGCUGAGAUGUUUCUACCUGGCCUAGUAAUUCAUAUUGUGCCACAAAAAGUUAAUCUGCCACUGUGGAAGGGAUGGAGAAUUCGAGAAAGCACAGAAAGUUAUAAAGCCUUUGUAGCAAACAGAGAAUGCUUCAAAGAUAUUGUUGUAUCAGAAUCUAUGUUUCUGGAUCAUCUUCCCUGGAGAUGUCACCAUGCCAUGCUAAAGGUAUUGGAAGCUCAAAAUGCCCCAUGUCUAUCGGCUGAAACCCAAAUGGUGUAAGUCGUGUAAAUCAGGGUCUGAUGCAAAUCCUGGGCUUGAAUCUGCUAUUCUUGGCGCCUUCAACCGCACCGGUCACCUCUCUAAAAUCUUCUGGCGUUGCAUCUCAGAGUUCGGAGCUGGAAUGUUGAUCAAGCAAAAUAACAGAAAUUUGCCAAAAUCUGCCGAGGUACACUUUCAGCACACACUGACAGAAUCCUGAACAUUAAAGAUUCUUGUAGUCUUUUUUAUCACAAUAGAGAUUCUAGUUGCAAAGCUUUUUCCUCAUUUACUAAUUCAAAUAAAUGCGAUUAGAAAAGAAAGUGUUCAAGAGAUAUCAAAUUAACAUAGGAGUAAAAGUUUUGUUCUCUAUUGGGAGAAGGUAAGGCUACGUUUUUCAUUUUUCAAAAAAGAAAACAAGAACUAUUCUCAUAGAAUUCCUUUGAAUGAUACAUUGUAUUCAACUAGCUUAGGAUGAGAAUUCUAUUUGCAAAAUUUUAAGUGGAAUUGAGACAAUACAUUUUAAACUCAACAA
Messenger RNA from Carica papaya (papaya), 2174 nucleotides. Lineage: Eukaryota; Viridiplantae; Streptophyta; Magnoliopsida; Brassicales; Caricaceae. The record is from RefSeq and is a predicted model, not a curated record.